Nelumbo nucifera (sacred lotus) is the source of this 1410-nucleotide messenger RNA. Its product is annotated as Translin family protein. Gene Ontology annotation, biological process: RNA metabolic process. Gene Ontology annotation, molecular function: single-stranded DNA binding; RNA binding; sequence-specific DNA binding. NCBI's taxonomy places the organism in Eukaryota, Viridiplantae, Streptophyta, Magnoliopsida, Proteales, Nelumbonaceae. The record is from RefSeq and is a predicted model, not a curated record.
GAGGGAGGGUGGUGUCGUGAAAUAUACGGUGAGAGUUGAAAGCGAAACUGCUCAUUUUCGAAAAAUGAAGUUGGCGUUUCGAAACGCCUUCUUCUCUCUCUCUCAUUCCUUAAUCCCUAACACUAGCCAUAACUUACAAAUUCCUCUUCUCAGUAUCAGUGCCAUUAGAGCUUCUCCAUCAUUUCCUUUGCCUUCUUCUGUCCUAAGAAACGAGAGGGUUUGGUUGUUUUGUGCAGCUUCUGAUUCUUCUUCCUCUAUGGCGUCUGUUCCUAAUUCCGCGUCUCUGUCUUCUUCAGUGGAGAAACAAUUUGAGGAGUUCCGUCUUCAGCUUGAAGCAUCUGGAAGCUUACGCGAACGGAUUCGAGCCGUUUCCAUGGAGAUAGAGUCUGUCACCAGGCUCAUGCAUUCGAGUAUCCUCUUCGUCCAUCAAUCUCGUCCCGUUCCAGAGGUUUUAGAGAAAGCCAAAGUUCAGAUUGGUGCAUUGAAGGAGCUUUUCCAUCGGAUUGCUGAAAUUAUUCGUGAAUGCCCUAGCCAGUAUUACAGGUAUCAUGGAGAUUGGAGGACUGAGACACAGACAGUGGUUUCGCUGCUUGCGUUUAUGCAUUGGUUGGAAACGGGGAAUCUUCUUAUGCAUAAAGAAGCUGAGGAGAAACUUGGGUGUAUGUUAAAAAAUGUUGCUAAUCCACAUCUGAAUUCUUCGGACUUUGGUCUUGACGUUGAAGAUUAUCUUAUUGGAAUAUGUUUCAUGUCAAAUGAAUUGCCCCGAUAUGUGGUGAACCAAGUGACAGCCGGAGACUAUGAUUGCCCCAGAAACGUUGUGAAGUUUUUAACAGAUCUCCAUGCUGCCUUCCGAAUGCUUAAUCUCCGCAAUGAUUUCCUGCGAAAGAAGUUCGACGGAAUGAAAUAUGAUUUGAGAAGAGUUGAAGAAGUUUACUACGAUGUUAAGAUCCGAGGCCUGACAACCACUGAAAAUACCAUGGAUGACAAUGGAGCACAAGAAUAAGCUCUUGAUGUAUGUUGAAUCAGCAAUUUUGUUUUGCUUGAUCUAUGAAUUUCAUCAGAAUUUAGAUGCCAAAUACCUAAAAGUUAUAAGAGGAUUAGAUUAAACUGCCAAGGAUAGUUACCUUGCAGUUGCAAGUCAAAAUUGAGGCGCACCAAGUAUUAAGUAUAUACGCUUGCAGCUUGCUACUAAAAUGGCAGGAAAAGAAAGAAUCUUGGGCCCUUACUGUAGAUGCAGAUGGGCCGUCAGCUAGCCCUGGAUGCUGGAUAUAUGCCAUAUCAGAGAACUUUAUUUUUGGUAAUAAGUCUUGUUUUCAUUAUUUUGAAGUUUUCUUUCAAGUCAUAGACCACUUUUUUGGAUCCAGAAUUAAUUAAGUACCAAGAGCACGUGGUCAAAACCAUUGCUUCUAA